GAGUGUGUCUUUUGUAACGUGUUGCCGUGAAUCCGGUGUUACGGUUUCACAGGCGCCUGUUAACUGGCGACUUUUCAGCCCAACGCGUCCGUUGUUGUCGUGGUUAAUACGGCCGUAACGAAGCUAGCGUUGCGUGUUCUCUUCCUAAAUAUACGUCUGUCUGUAACCACGACAACGACGGACGCGUUCGGUCCAAAGUCGCCAGUUAACACGGUCGCUUCUUAAACCGUAACACCGUUCCGCGUUACAGUUAGCUCCACGUGUGAGCAGCUGCACCUGGUGUUGAUGUGGGGACAAUCUCGCGUUACUUGUUGGAUCACGAACGCAGUUGUUAUUAAUGUAUUUCAGCUGUUGGUGCCGUUUAUUUAUAAACUAGUGUAACGGAGCGUUCUGGGUUCGUGUGUGAAGUGCCUUUACAAUAUGUUAAUAAACGGAGUCAAUGUAGCUUUUCCUUUAUUAUCUGUUCCCCCCUAGUCCAGUUACUUUUCUUCUCUACGGCAACCCCGAAGGGACACAUAUCAUCUCCAAUACAAAACACACAAGCCAGUCUGCUCAACACUAGCUUUACGCAGCGGAGCCAACGUGCAGCGAUGACUUUACAAUAUAACAGGAUACAUAUUAAAAAGACAGCAUAAUAGCAGCAUGGAUGUACAAUAUAAAUACAACACCAGUGACAGUGAAUUUGGGAUGUUAGUGUAGAAAGAAUGUGGCGAUAGUGCAGAUGGAUGUGUCUGAUUAAGUUUUCAUCAGAGUGAUGGCCAGUGGGAAGAAGCUGUUCUUGUGUCUGCUGGUUACACUAGCUUUGCGCUUUUCAGCGAUGACUCAGUGUAAACACGUGGUCACGGUUACAACAAGUGCACUAGAUCGUACGUGCAAUUUCAUGUUAUGGAUGUUUACAUAUUUAUUUCUAUCAUUUCGCCGACAGGUCGAUGGUGGUUCAGAGGUCAAGCCGCUGCAGGACUUUCUCCAGUGGUGCAAGAGAGUCGGCUUGGUGCUCAGCAGUAAGGUGUGUGUGAGUAAAGAGGGAACAGUGGCCGAGUACGGGAUGCUGGCUCUAGACGACAUAGAGGAGGGAGAGGUUGUAUUCACCAUCCCUAGAUCAGCUCUCCUCCACCAGGAAACAACCACGGUGUCUGCCGUGCUGGAGAAAGAGAGGUCUUCUCUGGAGAGCUCGUCUGGCUGGGUCCCCCUGCUGCUGGCUCUGCUGUAUGAGUAUACGUCUUCACAGUCCCAUUGGAAACCCUACCUCUCUCUGUGGACCGACUUCAAGACUCUGGACCACCCCAUGUUUUGGUCGAAAGAGGAGAGAGACAAACUACUGAGGGGAACAGGCAUCCCAGAGGCCGUGGACACAGACCUGGCUAACAUCCAGAGGGACUACACAGACCUGGUCCUUCCCUUCAUCGCCAAGCAUCUGGACCUGUGGAACCCCGACACGCACACACUGGAGCUGUACACGAAGCUGGUGGCCUUCGUCAUGGCCUACAGUUUCCAUGAGCCAGAGGAAGAGGAGGAUAGUGAAGACGAGGAAGAGGAGGAUGAUGAGAAGGAGGAGAAAGCCCCAAACCCACCGAUGAUGGUUCCCAUGGCCGACAUGCUGAACCACGUGUCCAAUCACAAUGCGAAUCUGGAGUUUACACCGGACAGUUUGAAGAUGAUUUGCGAGCGCCCGAUUCUCAAAGGCGAGGAGGUGUUUAACACCUACGGGCAGAUGGCCAACUGGCAGCUGCUGCACAUGUACGGCUUCACAGAGCCUUACCGGAGCAACGGCAAUGACACCGCUGACGUCCCCGUCGCCAUCCUCUACAAGGUCGCCAUGCAAGGUGUUCAGUCUGAUUCGGAGCGGCAGUUGAUGGAGGAGCAGUGUCAGAUGAUGCGAGAGAAAGGAUCCUUCGUCUUUGGCAAACAGGGCUGCCUCACAGACACAGAGCUACAAACUGCGCUCAAGAUGAUGUGCAUGUCAAAGGAGGAGUUCUCAGAGUUCAAGGAUAACGAAGGGUGGGAGGAAGAUGAGGAGGAUGAGAAUCCCCUCCCUUUCUCCAACGAGGACCUCCCCAGGUUGAAGGCAUCGUGGAAACGCCUCAUUCAUGAAGCAGCCCGUCUGACCGUGAGGUCCUACGGAGACGUGGAGGGGGGACAGGGUGUGAAGAGCGACCAGGCGCUGAUGGAGGACAAGGCAGCGUUUGAAGGACUGGGCAGCAGGAAGCAGAACGCCCUGCAGGUACGCUGCGGACAGAAGAGCAUCCUGCACCGACUGAUGGAGCUCACCCAAUCAUGACUCUGGCCCAGCAGUGAGGCCGACCACUGGAGCAGUUAUUUUUGUAUUAUUCUCAAUGGUGAAAAUAAAAUAUAAAUUGUUGCUUUUCCUGAA
Pseudoliparis swirei is the source of this 2371-nucleotide messenger RNA. RefSeq names its product N-lysine methyltransferase setd6-like. Gene Ontology annotation, molecular function: protein binding; protein-lysine N-methyltransferase activity. The record is from RefSeq and is a predicted model, not a curated record. The transcript is spliced from 8 exons. Gene Ontology annotation, cellular component: nucleus. Bases 755 to 2278 code for a protein of 507 amino acids. Lineage: Eukaryota; Metazoa; Chordata; Actinopteri; Perciformes; Liparidae. Gene Ontology annotation, biological process: peptidyl-lysine monomethylation.